AUGAUGUGUGAAAAUACCUCCCAGAGUGAUACCAUUAUUCAUAUACAUUUAACUCGUUUAGGACUUGCUUUUGAGUAUAACAGUCGAACUACAAAUAUCACAUCUCGGGAAUAUUCAGAUAUGUGUAUUGAUGAAGAUCAAUGGUUGGAAACAUUAACAGGUUUAACAUUUGGUCUUCUUUUAUCACCAUUGUCUGUGAAUAAUCACGAAAUGAGACAUCAUCCAUAUCGAAAAUUAAUCGUACCUUUUGGCACAAUUCAAGGUAAAAGAAAUAAAGAUACUAAUCAUCCAACUGUUACCAUAGAUCGAUUAUCUGUAAAAUCUCAACAAUAUUUUGUUUUUAUUCUAAAUGAUCGUUUAAAAAUGCUUCAAUCAACAGAUAGUCCCACUGGAUGGUUUUAUUUAUCCUUGCUACAUGCGAUGACUUCUCAUCCUUUACCAGAUGAAUAUACUGGAAUGACUGGAAUGAAACGAGCAUUUCAGUUAUUAAAAUCAGCUGGUAGUUGGUCUGAUCAACCUUUCAAUGAGCUUUGUUCAAAUAUUCUUGGUCAAAUAGCAUCCAUUUCGCCGAUAGUUAAUUAUUAUCCUGAACAUCUCACUUGUAUGGAAAAAAUAGAUUGGAAUUCAAAUGGUUUACCUUAUUCAAUGCAACAUUUCGGUUAUUAUUUAAUAGCACAAAAAAUACUCAACAGUAGUCAACUAUUCAAUUUUAUAUAUCCAUCCAUGAUUUCACAUUGA
This is a messenger RNA of Rotaria sp. Silwood2, 738 nucleotides long. NCBI's taxonomy places the organism in Eukaryota, Metazoa, Rotifera, Eurotatoria, Philodinida, Philodinidae. The record is from the annotation of a GenBank genome assembly.